This is a messenger RNA of Micropterus salmoides (largemouth bass), 1762 nucleotides long. It is a transcript of the gene yju2, whose product is annotated as YJU2 splicing factor homolog. Gene Ontology annotation, cellular component: U2-type catalytic step 1 spliceosome. Lineage: Eukaryota; Metazoa; Chordata; Actinopteri; Centrarchiformes; Centrarchidae. Gene Ontology annotation, biological process: mRNA splicing, via spliceosome. The record is from RefSeq and is a predicted model, not a curated record.
GGAAACUAAGAUUGAGACAACCGGAAGUUUAGAGUGCAUCCUCCAAGCAGCUAGCAGUGUCGUGGAAAUAUCCCUUAAUCUAAUUAUUCCAACGUUUCAUUCUCCACGUUGAGUUUUCAGUAAAAGCAACAAUGUCCGAAAGAAAAGUGUUGAAUAAAUACUACCCCCCGGAUUUUGAUCCAUCCAAAAUCCCAAAACUUAAACUCCCAAAAGACCGUCAGUAUGUGGUCAGAUUGAUGGCUCCAUUCAAUAUGAGGUGUAAAACAUGUGGCGAGUACAUCUACAAGGGGAAGAAGUUCAAUGCACGCAAAGAGACUGUUCAGAAUGAGCUUUACAUGGGACUGCCCAUCUUCCGUUUCUACAUCAAAUGUACGCGGUGUCUCGCUGAGAUUACGUUUAAGACUGACCCGGAGAACACAGACUACGCAAUGGAGCAUGGAGCAACACGAAACUUCCAGGCAGAGAAACUGAUUGAGGAGGAGCAGAAGAGAAUGCAACAGGAGAGGGAAGAAGAGGAACUGAACAACCCCAUGAAGGUAUUGGAGAACCGCACAAAGGAUUCCAAGAUGGAGAUGGAGGUUCUGGAGAACCUCCAGGAGCUGAAGGAGCUGAACCAGAGACAGGCUCAGGUGGACUUCGAGGGAAUGAUCGACCGGUACAGAGAGAUGGAGAAGAGAGAGAGGGAAAGAGAGAAAGAAGAGGAUGAGCGAGAGACAAAAGAGAUGUUGGAUCGUGCCCUUGUGAAAAGACUCAGAGACUCUGACUCAGAGGAAGAGAAGGAGGAGGAGGAGGGGAGCAGCUUGCAGUCAAAGAAAGCCAGCACAGACAAACCAACAGACAUUCUCACCACGGACAAACCCACAGAAGCACCGGGAACCUCAGCUGGAGGAGUGAAGAGAGCGAAGGUGGAGAGUUGGGAGAGGAGUGUGGGGACGCUGGGUGGAGGAGGAGCACUUGGGUCCCUGGUCGUGCGAAAGAAACCAGCAGCAGCUGUAAACAAACACAGUCCAGUGGCGGCUGUUGCUGUUCUCACAUCACAAACAGAUUCAAAGGCAUCUGCAGCAGACUCCAAAAAUGCCUCUAAGCCCGUUGCCACACAAAACGGGUCGUCAUCUCUCAGCCUGCUGGGGGCGUAUUCAGACAGUGACAGCUAUGACAGCGAAUGAAAAGAAGAUGCUUGGGAUGGAUUUUGAUUUGAGUGACUGACACACAAUUGUAUGAAGAAUGCAGAAAGGAAUUUAAUGAUAUGGACCUUUUUGUAAUGAAUGAUAGAAAUCAUAUAUAAACCAGUUUGUGGAUCUCUCCUAUAAAAACCUUUCUAUAAAGACUGAUAAUAAGUCAGCGUGUUGGUGGGCAGUUUUCAGCAGAAUUGGUACUGUCUGCUGUCAAAGCCCAGUGAAAAUAAAAUCCUCUUCCUUAGCUGAUCCACUGGUUCACGGAUGUUGUUACCAAGUAUUUAACCUAGAAGAAAUGGUAAUGUUAGAUUUUUUUUUGUGUGAGGAGAACUAUACUAUCAGGUGUAUAUUUUAGUGUUUAUUAAAAUCUGUUUAACUUUUAAGUGUUUGUCCUUUGACAUAUUUUGACAUCUUGCAAAGUGUCUAUUUUAUUAUCUUAAAUGUUAAUUUGGGAUCAGUUCGGUGCUGUCUGUCUGCCCUUUAUUUAGAUCAGAAAAGCAAGUAUUAUCUAAAAACUUUAUAAUAAGUUUAUAAUGUUGAUUUUAUGUAAUUCAACAUUUUGGACAGUAAAUAUUAAUGUGAUUUCA